AUGGUGGCCCAGGAAGCGCCCCCCGCCGCCGAGGUCGCUGCUGCCGGCGACGCCGCGCCGCGCAGCGACAGCAACCCGCUGAGCUACAGCAGCAUGGAGGAGUACGUGCGGCUGCAGAAGGGCUCGCGCCCCAUCACGUCCGUGCUGAUCGCCAACAACGGCAUCUCGGCCGUCAAGGCCAUCCGCAGCAUCCGCAGCUGGAGCUACGAGAUGUUCGCGGACGAGCACGUCGUGACGUUCGUGGUCAUGGCCACGCCCGAGGACCUUAAGGCCAACGCCGAGUACAUCCGCAUGGCCGAGCACGUCGUGGAGGUGCCCGGCGGCUCCAACAACCACAACUACGCCAACGUGGCGCUCAUCAUCGAGAUCGCCGAGCGCUUCAACGUGGACGCCGUCUGGGCCGGCUGGGGCCACGCCAGCGAGAACCCCACGCUGCCCGACACGCUCGCGCAGACCGAGCGCAAGAUCAUCUUCAUCGGCCCGCCCGGCAAGCCCAUGCGCGCGCUCGGCGACAAGAUCGGCUCCACCAUCAUCGCGCAGAGCGCCAAGGUGCCCACGAUCGCCUGGAACGGCGACGGCAUGGAGGUCGACUACAAGGCCCACGACGGCAUCCCCGACGAGAUCUACAACGCCGCCAUGCUGCGCGACGGCGAGCACUGCCUCGAGGAGUGCAAGCGCAUCGGCUUCCCCGUCAUGAUCAAGGCCAGCGAGGGCGGCGGCGGCAAGGGCAUCCGCAUGGUGCACGAGGAGGACAAGGUGCUCAGCGCCUGGGAGGCCGUGCGCGGCGAGAUCCCCGGCUCCCCCAUCUUCGUCAUGAAGCUUGCGCCCAAGUCGCGCCACCUCGAGGUGCAGCUGCUGGCCGACACGUACGGCAACGCCAUCGCGCUCAGCGGCCGCGACUGCUCCGUGCAGCGCCGCCACCAGAAGAUCGUCGAGGAGGGCCCCGUGCUCGCCCCCACCGAGGAGGUCUGGGAGCAGAUGAUGCGCGCCGCCACGCGCCUCGCCAAGGAGGUCGAGUACGUGAACGCCGGUACCGUCGAGUACCUCUUCAGCGAGCUGCCCGAGGACAAGGGCAACGCCUUCUUCUUCCUCGAGCUCAACCCGCGUCUGCAGGUGGAGCACCCCGUCACGGAGAUGAUCACCCACGUGAACCUGCCGGCCGCGCAGCUGCAGGUAGCCAUGGGCAUCCCGCUGCACUGCAUCCCCGACGUGCGUCGUCUGUACAACAAGGAUGCGUUCGAGACGACCCCCAUCGACUUCGACACGGAGAAGCAGAAGCCCCCGCAUGGCCACGUCAUUGCCGCGCGUAUCACGGCUGAGGACCCGAACGCCGGCUUCCAGCCCACGAGCGGUGCCAUCCAGGAGCUCAACUUCCGCAGCACCCCCGACGUGUGGGGCUACUUCUCGGUGGACUCGUCCGGCCAGGUACACGAGUUCGCUGACUCGCAGAUUGGUCACCUGUUCUCGUGGAGCCCCACGCGUGAGAAGGCCCGCAAGAACAUGAUCCUCGCGCUCAAGGAGCUGUCCAUCCGUGGUGACAUCCACACCACCGUCGAGUACAUCGUCAACAUGAUGGAGUCCGACGAUUUCAAACACAACCGCAUCUCCACGUCGUGGCUGGACGAGCGUAUCUCGCACCACAACGAGGUGCGUCUGCAGGGCCGCCCUGACCCGCUCAUGGUGGUGCUCGUCGGCGCCACGUGCUGCGCGUACCAGGCGUCCAACACGCUCCAGGAGGAGUACGUGAGCCAGAUCGAGCGCGGCCAGCUCCCCCACAACCAGUUCCUGUCCCAGCAGGAGUCGCUCGAGCUCAUCUACGAGGGCAUCAAGUACAACAUCAAGGCGUGCCGCAGCGGCCCCAUCCAGUUCACACUCUUCUGCAACGACUCGUACGUGCAGGUGGAGAUCCGCACGCUGUCGGACGGCGGCUUCCUUGUGCUGCUGAACGGCAAGUCGCACGUCGCGUACGCUACCAAGGAGGCUCAGGGCCUGCGUCUUGUGGUGGACAGCCACACGUGUGUGUUCACCAAGGAGUACGACCCCACGCGCCUGGUGACCAACACGGCCGGUAAGCUCGCUCGCUACCUCGUGGACGAUGGCGCCAGCCUGCGUCGCGGCAUGCCGUACGCUGAGAUCGAGGUCAUGAAGAUGUACAUGCCGCUGCUGACCCCGGAGGCCGGUGUCAUCCGUCUGCUCAAGUCCGAGGGCGCCGUUCUGGCCCCUGGUGACUGCAUUGCCACCAUGGAGCUCGAUGACCCGUCGUGCGUCAAGAAGUCGGACGUGUACAUGGGCAAGCUCCCGUCGGCCGAGAACGCGAGCGGAAACAGCACCAAGUCGGUCCACAAGAUGCGCAAGUCGCUGGCCGUCCUCAAGAGCGUGCUGCAGGGUUACUUUGCCCCGGAGGACCUCACGCAGAAGGCGCUGGUCGACCUGUUCCAGGCGCUCAACGAGCCGCUCCUGCCCGUGGAGGAGAUCAAGGAGGCCAUGUCGUCGCUGGCCGGCCGCAUCCCGCUCGAUGUGUUCGCCAAGAUCACGGACAAGCUCCAGACCUUCAAAAAGUCGGUGUCGGAGGAGCCCACGGCUGCUCACGAGUUCAACGUCGCCGAGGUGGUUGAGAUCCUGGACGAGUACAAGAAGACGCUCGCGACGGACCGUCAGCGCUCGGACUUCGAGGCCUCCGUGCUGACGCUUCGUGACAUUGCCACCAAGUACAAGCACGGCCUGAUCUCCGGCGAGGAGACUGUGCUGACUGAGCUGAUCAACGAGUACUUCACGGUGGAGACUGUGUACGCCAACUCGCACAACAUCGAGGAUGUGGUGAUGGCCCUGCGUCAGCAGAACUCGGCCGACCUCAAUAAGGUGUUUGCCAUCGCUCGCUCUCACAAGGCUCUGGAGUCCAAGAACAAGCUGCUGCUGCAGCUCCUGGCCCAGAUGGCGCGCGGCAACGCCGUGGCUCCUCGCAAGUCGAUGAAGACUGCCGCCUUUGUGCCGCUCCUCGAGAAGCUCGCGACGUUCAAGGAGAACCAGUACUCGCUGGUGGCCCUCGAGGCCCGUCAGCUCCUGAUCGACAACAAGAUGCCGUCCUACCGCGACCGCCUCAGCCAGGUCGAGAAGGUGCUCAAGGAUUACAUCGCCGACGGCUCGUCGACCGACCUUGCUGCCGCGUGCGACAACUUGCUGGACCAGUCGCAGCCGCUGUUCGACCUGCUCAUCUCGCUCCUUGACCACGAGGACGAGAAGAUCCGCGAGCUCGCUCUGGAGCUGUACGCUCUGCGCGUGUACCGCUCGUACCUGAUCGAGUCGAUGGAGACCAUGAGCUUCAACGACAUCUUCGCCAAGACGUUCCAGUUCAAGUCGCCUGUCGUCGACGCGCUUGCGGUCGGCGUCGCCCCUGCCGAGAGUUACGACGACCUGGCGAGUCUGCUGCGUCGCAACAGCUCUGCCAGCUCGCUGGACCUGGGUGAGCACAACUCGGAGGAAAGCAGCGAGGACCAGGAGGAGGUUGUGGAGAAGCCGCUGGCCAAGCCGGUCGAGAGCUACCAGAAGAUCUCGGCGGACUUCGAGCGUCACGGUGCCAUCAUCCGUCUUGCCAACCUGGAGACUUUCCAGAAGGCGUUCACGGACGUCAUGACCCUGUUCCCGCUGGCCAAGAAGACGCUGUCGGUGCGCAAGGACCCGCUCGUGAACGUGCUGCACGUCAUUCUUGUGGACGAGCACACGGAGGAGGCCGUGCUUCUGGAGCAGGCUGAGGCUUAUCUCAAGACGGUGGACCAGGACCUGCGUGCGCACAACAUCCGUCGUGUGACGUUCUCGGUCCGCCCGCAGAACAUCGAGAACGUCUCGGUGCACAACGCCGACAUGGCGCUGUACCCGAACAUCUACACGUUCCCCGGCCGCCUGAACUACAGCGAGGACAAGAUCCUGCGCCACAUGGAGGCGCCUCUGGCCUACAAGCUGGAGCUGCGUCGCCUCCAGAACUACAGCGUCACGCCGCUGACGUCGGAGAACAAGAACGUUCACCUGUACCUGGCCAAGAUGAAGGAGUCCGACUCGCACAUCGUGACCGACCGCUUCCAGCGCAUCUUCGUGCGCGCUGUGGUGCGUCAGCUGGACCAUGAUGGCAGCGGCUCUCGCUCGCAGUACGACGCCUACCCGGGCCCCGAGCGCUCGCUGGUUGACGCUCUGAAUGCCCUGGAGGUGAACCUUGCCAACCCUCUGGUCAAGAAGUCGUCGCUGCCGACCAAGAACAACCACGUGUACCUGAACAUCCUGCCCCAGGCUAUCGUGGACCCGCAGUACCUCGAGGGUGUGAUCCGCAUUCUGGCCUACCGCUACGCCGAGCGUCUGGAGCAGCUGCGCGUGUCGACGGUGGAGCUCAAGAUCAUUGCGCGCUUCAACAGCGAGGCCCCGGCCAUCCCUGUGCGUCUUGUGGCUGAGAACCCCACGGGCUACGUGGUCCGCGUGCAGGCGUACGUCGAGGCCGCUGGCCACGACGAGCCUAUCUUCACCUCCAUCGGCGACGAGACCCACGGCGAGCUUGACGGCAUGCCGGUGACGACGCCAUACCCGGUGGUGUUCCCGUUCGACAAGAAGCGUCAGAUGGCCAAGGCCAUGUCGAACACGGUGUACGUGUACGACUUCCUGGAGCUAAUCGAGUACAACCUGCUGCGCCAGUGGCGUAAAUACGUGCAGCAGCGUACGCGCGGUGGCGGUGCCAAGAUCACCAUCCCGAACCUGCUGAUGGAGACGCGCGAGCUGAUCCUGGACGCCACGGGCAAGUCUCUGACGGGGACGACGCGCCCGCGUGGCCAGAACGACAUCGGUAUGGUGGCGUGGCUGCUGACGCUGUACACGCCGGAGUUCCCGGAUGGACGUGAGAUCAUCAUCAUCGCCAACGACAUCACGUUCAAGGCCGGUUCCUUCGGUACCCGAGAGGACACGCUGUUCGACCUCGCGUCGAAGCUGGCUCGCUCGAAGGGCAUCCCGCGCUUCUUCUUCUCGGCCAACGCUGGUGCCCGCAUCGGCAUGGCCGAGUCCAUCAAGGCCCUGUACAAGGUGUGCUGGAAGGACGAGACCAACCCGACCAAGGGCUUCGAGUACCUGUACCUGACCCCCGAGGACUACAAGGUUGCCUCGGCCGAGGGCUCUGUGAACGCCGAGCUGCUGGUCACCAGCACGGGCGAGGAGCGCUACGUGCUGAACGACAUCGUGGGCCGCGAGAUCGACCUCGGUGUCGAGUGCCUGCGCGGCAGUGGUACCAUUGCUGGUGAGACUUCGCGCGCCUACCAGGACGUGUUCACGCUGACGUACGCCUGCGGCCGCAGUGUCGGUAUCGGUGCCUACCUGGUGCGUCUGGGUCACCGUACGGUGCAGAACGCCACGCACUCGCCGAUCAUCCUGACCGGUUACCAGGCGCUGAACAAGCUCAUGGGCAAGGAGGUGUACACCUCGAACGACCAGCUGGGUGGCGUGAAGAUCAUGCACACGAACGGUGUGACGCACCUGACGGCCAAGAACCACCUUUCGGGCAUCUACUCGAUCCUCGAGUGGCUGGCCUUCGUGCCGGCGGUUCGCCGCGGCCCGCUGCCGAUCCGCGACCUGACGGGCGUGGACGAGAUCGAGCGCACGGUGGACUUCUGCCCUGCCGACAAGAGCACGCAGUACGACCCGCGAGCGCUGCUGGCUGGUAAGGUCGACGAGGCCACGGGCAAGUGGGUAUCGGGCCUCAUGGACAAGGACUCGUUCCGCGAGACGCUUGACGGCUGGGCCAAGAGCGUGAUCGUCGGCCGCGGUCGCCUUGGUGGCAUCCCGUGCGGUGUGGUCGUCACGGAGGUGCGCACGUCCGAGAAGGUCAUCCCUGCCGACCCGGCGGCGCCUGCCUCGCAGGAGAACCUGAUGCAGCAGGCUGGCCAGGUGUGGUUCCCCGACUCGGCCCACAAGACGGCGACUGCCAUCAAGGACUUCAAGGGCGAGGACCUGCCGCUGUUCAUCCUGGCCAACUGGCGUGGUUUCUCCGGCGGCCAGCGCGAUAUGUUCGACGAGGUGCUCAAGUUCGGCGCUGCCAUCGUGGACGGCCUCGUCAACUACGAGCAGCCCGUGUUCGUGUACAUCCCGCCGUUCGCCGAGCUGCGUGGUGGCGCGUGGGCCGUGGUGGACCCCACCAUCAACGAGGGCAUCAUGGAGAUGUACGCCGACCCUCAGGGCCGCGGUGGUGUGCUCGAGCCGGCCGGUCUCAUUGAGAUCAAGUACCGCAAGAAGCAGCUCCUGCAGACCAUGCACCGUCUCGACGACAAGCUCAAGCAGCUCACCGCGCGUCUUGCCGAGCUGUCGCCCGAGGAGAAGGAAACCGAGGGCGCCAAGAUCGCGGCCGAGAUCAAGACCCGCGAGGAAACGCUGCUGCCGAUCUACGUGCAGGUGGCCACGGAGUUCGGCGACCUGCACGACACGCCUGGCCGCAUGAAGUCCGUGGGCUGCAUCCGCCAGGUUGUGCCCUGGUCGAACUCGCGCAAGUUCUUCUACUGGCGCCUCAAGCGUCAACUCGCCGAGUUCACGCUACGCCGCCAGGUGGUGGCUGCCAGCGCCGGCGGCCCGCGCGCGACGACCUUCUUGGGUUCGGAGCAGGUGAUCAAGGGCUGGUUCACGGAGGCCGUGAACGGCGGCCGUGUGCCGCGUCAGCAGAACGUGUCGGUGUCCGAGCUCUGGUCGCACGGCGACUCGGACGUGCUCGUGUGGCUGUCGAGCGACAAGGAGUGGAUCGCUUCGCGCGUGGCCGAGCUCCGCCAGGAGCAGAUGGCCUCGCAGGUCGUGGAGAUCGGUCGCAAGGACCCCAAGGCCGCUGUGGCCGGCAUCCUGGAGGUGCUCAACCUGCUGAGUGACAAGGACCGCGAGGAGGCUGUGGCCGCGCUGCGCCGCGGAUCCAUCUUCCACAAGUAA
Molecule: messenger RNA, 6933 nt
Organism: Phytophthora sojae
Lineage: Eukaryota; Oomycota; Peronosporomycetes; Peronosporales; Peronosporaceae
Product: acetyl-co-A carboxylase
Exons: 1
Coding region: 1-6933 (2310 amino acids)
Biological process (GO): fatty acid biosynthetic process
Molecular function (GO): ATP binding; metal ion binding; acetyl-CoA carboxylase activity
Source: RefSeq, a predicted model, not a curated record